CCACGCAACCACACAACCAGUUAUCGCAGACUCCCAAUGUUCUUCCGCCUAAAUGGCGCGCAGACAAACUUCUCCACCUUCAACGUCGCAUCUGCACGAAGCAUCUCGAACCGAUCCAUCUCCGGCAGUUGAACCGCUCAAACUCUCCACCGCAUCGCCCAGCCUUCCCCGCUUCUCCGGCUCUGUGUGGGUCUGGGGAUUCACCCCUCACAUCGUCGCUCACCUCGCCGCUCACCUCGCUCUGGGAAAACGCGGUAAUUCACCUCAAUUUUCAUUUUGCUUUCUCCAUGAUGCCCGUUGAAUGCAUCGUCUGCGGUGCUGGCAUCAACAAGGCGCGGUCCUCGCCUGAGUGGAUGGGCCGCUUUCGAGCCAUCUACACUGCAGAUUCUGGAUGGGAUGCGGCUCGCUUGUCCGGGGAGGGAGAGAUUACAGGCAACGAUACGUACACCAUCCCGUAUGAUGUUUCUAUGGGAAGUGGACCAGGUAUCAAUCCUGAAGUCCCCACCAUCGCUCUAGACGUCAAUCGAACCUCAUUUUCCCCUUUGGAUCCGCAGGCGCCUCCGGAACCAAUCUGGGGAUACAUGUUUCAUUGCAGCUGCUGGGAUCUUCUAUCAACGAACUGCGCCUCCGAGGGCGUUGAAUUGAAUGUCCAGGCAUUGUUCGACAUUUGCAGAUCGCUCCCCAUCAUUUUCGGCAUCAUGGACUGGGAUCACGACUAUGGAGGCGUUUUCAUCCGUGGUUUUAAGCAGUCCAAGUGUUUCCCCAGCGGGUCCAAGGGUUUCGUUCGACCACCAGUAUCGCACAUAUGUGACCAAAAAAGAUACGAUCCAAUGCGUGUCACAGGCUUGCGGAAUCUAUUCUCUCCUUUACCGAGACACCAUAUUAGCUCCUCGGGAAUCAAGUAUCGGACUCUUGACGAUCUCAAACCCGAAGAUCCCUUCAAUAGCCUGCCGCUCGAGGUCCUGUCAAAAGUUGUUGUGAUGCUGAGCUCGAGGGAGGUCCUCAACCUCAAACUCGCCUCUCCCGUCUUUGCUACCAUGAUUUUGCCAGAAAGCUUCUGGCGAUCACGAUUCCUGCCAGGCAGAGAAUUCAGCCACAUCUACGAGUCAAGCAUGAACACUUCGGUCGCCGGAUCCUGGCGAUCGCUCUACGAUCGGACUAGAUCGUUCGACAAUUCAAUGAUUAACCGGAAAAGAGUGUGGGCUCUCGCAAGCUCCAUUGCCAAACUACUCAACCAGAGGCUAGGCUCUAUGAUUUGCCAUGGAGACCCUGUGAAAGAAUUUCUUCGCUUUCAGAUAAAGUAUCCCUAUGGAUUAUGGGCUACCGCAAUUAGUGAUGUACAUGAAUUCAACGAGCACUUUUUUCAUGGCUCAAGAGAGCUGUGGAAACGUCGGGUUUCUAUUCCCAGGUCAUUCCAGGCUAUCCACGCCUCAUAUGUCAAUAUCGAACACAAAAAAUACAUCUCUGGUCUACAAUUUACCCAACAGAGCGGAGAGGUCAUCAAACUCGGCUACCUUCAUCCCCAACGAAUGGUCGGCAUAGCUGGGCAUGAUAUCGAGGACGGUAUUGUUGGAUUCCAAUUUGCAAUAGAUGACAGGGGAAUCCGAGGUGUGGCCGCAUACGCACCUUCUUUUGAACUGACUAACUGGGUCGGUGACUACCUCGGCGUACCAAAACGCAACCUCUUGAUUUCCACUUAUUCGCAAUGCCCACCAUUGGACCCUCGCGUCACUGUAUUGGAAGCUGGGUUUGAUGCUCUUAAACUUGUUUCCCUGUCUUUAACAAGUAAUAUCGAGGCAUCAGACAGCGAUGCAUCUGACAGUGAUGCAUCUGACAGCGAGACAUAUGAAAUCGAGAUCCCUGACGACAUACCUGACAAUGAGACGCCUGACACCGAAGCCCUGAGUACCGACAUAUUCGACAACCAGUCAAACCACAGUGAAGCACAUGAAGAGCUAGACAAUGAAGGGUCUGAAGGAGGCACAACUACAAGCGCAGAGUCCGACGUGGAUUCCACCGAUAGCGAUGUGUCCUAUGUCAACCCAUUUCGAGAACCGCAGCCCCCUCCAGAGCCAGAUAGCCUUAGAGACUCACAACUCUGGUACCCAGAAAUUCCUGGCCCGAAUCUCGACUUUGUAGGUCUAAUAGACUUUCGCAUAACGUAUCGCCAGGAGAGCGAGCCAUACACGGUUGCUCUUUUUGGCGGACAGAAUGGCCAGCAUCUUCCGCUCGUGAGCGAAGUUGUUGUCUGCACCAUCCCUGCGCCACCGCUCCUCCAGAACUUUCACAGUUUUAUUUGGAGCAUCGAAUUCAUAUACAGCGAACCAAUUGAUGGGGAGCGUUCCCUUCUCAUAGGCCGGGAUUCGCACUAUCCAGUGCGAGGUAAGCAGCAAUUCAGUGCGAGGCUGUCGUCCCAUGAAGGGGAGCGAAUCAAUCACAUUGAAGCGUUCUACCAGCAUUCAGGGGUGUUGUGUGGGUUCGAGGCAAGUUUUAUAAAUACCAACCGGGGCCAAACCGCCAUGUUUCCAUUCAGUUUUGAUCACGAUCCCAUUUUCUCCGAAGUGUUGGAGCCUGGGCCAAACACCAUUGUAGGAAUAUAUGGAGUCUACAAUAGCGAGUUCUGCUUGAGCAAUCUUGGGCUUCUCACAACUGACGUCUCAUCUUGACGCUAGGGGGUAAUGGGGUGGGAUUACAGCUUGACUGGGCGAGUUCGCCGCAUUGUAAAGCUUUAGUGGAUAGGUAUUGCCCACACGAAGUAUUCACGCAAGGAAUUGUAUUCCACCAGUAAUACGCUGCUAUAUCUUUAAUGCAUGACGGCACGCCAAGGUCAGAUCUAUGCAUUCCCUCCAUCAUUAGUGACCCAUGCCUGGCAGUACACCACAGCCCUCUCCAUACCUUUCCCAUGGCAAUAUGGCAGCGGUUACUGCACUUCCCAUCCAUAGCAACAUGGCAACGGUUGCUGCACUUCCC
Ilyonectria robusta is the source of this 2970-nucleotide messenger RNA. RefSeq lists its product as uncharacterized. The record is from RefSeq and is a predicted model, not a curated record. Lineage: Eukaryota; Fungi; Ascomycota; Sordariomycetes; Hypocreales; Nectriaceae. Gene Ontology annotation, molecular function: protein binding. Bases 288 to 2666 code for a protein of 792 amino acids. The transcript has 5 exons.